Molecule: messenger RNA, 2081 nt
Organism: Ilyonectria robusta
Lineage: Eukaryota; Fungi; Ascomycota; Sordariomycetes; Hypocreales; Nectriaceae
Exons: 3
Coding region: 316-1659 (447 amino acids)
Source: RefSeq, a predicted model, not a curated record
AUCAUGGCCGAGGGACUACUUAAGCCAAACACUGGAUAAAAAAUCUGUGCCAAAACUUCAACACAACAUCUUCAAAGCACACAGGCCGAGCUUACUUUCGUCCCGAUUUUCCUUCAGGCCCUCUCUCUAUCCCAGCUCUUCGGCGCUCGGCACUGCUCUUCGACCGCGAAACUCCGCGUGGUAUCUUCUAUACCGAAGCAACACCAACCAACUUUCGCCUAGCGAUAUCUGCGCCACCUACUCAGUCUUCAGAAGCCUCUCCGAGUCAUCCUCUACCUACAGAACGGUCAAGGACAAUAAAGCUAGCUGCUAGCCAUGGCUACAUCCACUGCCGAAACAUCGGGCUUCAGCCUGACUGAGCCAAUCACUUCCGACCAGCUCACUAUCGGGGCUCUGAAUGCCACUAUGGCCAGACAGCUUUCCAAGGCGCAGAGAGAGGCCGCCGAACUAUUUAUGGUUGAACAGGUUUUUGAAUCGCUCGAGAUCGAUAUGCAGAAAUAUAUUCGAUCUGCAAGGGCGGCUUUGAACCUGAUCAGGACGACAAAGGUUUUGGAGGCAUACAGCUUCUCCACCUGGGAAGGUUAUUGGGAUCUGGAGGACAAGGUCAUGACCUUCCCACAGAAUCGAAAGGUUGACGGUGAUCAGAUCAACAUGCUCCCAGCACCAGACAUGAUUGCUAUUGCUGCGGCCAAGAGAAUUCGACGCCUCCGAUGCACCCUCAAAGACGAAGUGACCAACGAGCUCGAGGAAUUCAAUCUCUUUGAUUGGUUGCCACUGGCACUCGAGGUCUUCCAGAUCACGGACAAGCCUUUCCAGAUUGUCAAGACUGGCCACAACGACAGAAGUAUUUGCAAGGUUGAAGGGGACGAUUAUGUCUUCUUCUACCCGGACUCUUGUCCUGCGACACCAGCCAUGACUGCUACUCUCUUUGACGAUGGUCCCUGCGAGAUCCCGCGAACCCCAGAUCACACCUCGGAAGUAGGAUAUACUAUCAAUCGCCAGCAGGUGAUGGCUGCAGGAAGCGGGACCCUCCACAAGCUUGGGAAGCGCAAGUUCCACCAGGGUGCGUUGAAGGAAGAGAUAUUGGAUUGGCUCGAUGAGCACAAGGCUCGAGUGCUUUCAGAUGAGGCCAAAGACAUGGUCUACACAUGGGGCUGCCGCUUCAACGACACCGUGGCCAACUGGGUCGAACAGGCUACCAGUGACUUGAUGGAGUAUUCCUACACUAUAACAAAAUCGCCCUCUAACGCCGAGGUGGAACAACAGGUUACCGACCAGACGAUCACUUCUAUUACGCUGCGCGAGCACCUCAAGUUGAUCAACAAUAUCGAGGGAGAAAUGUCGUAUAUCUCUGCUAAGAUUGACAGCCUGUCAGAGAACUUGGCCGAAAAUAUGCACCACCCGUCCAAGAAACGCCAUCUUGAGCUGUCACCAACCAAGGCCGAGCAUGUCAAAGUCGAUAUUCAGCAACUCGUGGAUGAGCUCAUGUUCAUAAAGCCACCAGGAUGUCGGGUUCUACAAAAGUUUGAGGCCGUCAUUGGACACUUCGACCCGGAUUGCAUGAACGGAAUCGAAUACGACCAGGAGACAUGCCGCAAUCGGCACGUUGCCCGCAUCCUGUUGAAUGGAGACGAUUCGGUGCCAACAGACCCAAAGUAAUCAUCCUGAAGCUUCCGGCGACGAUCCCGAAUUCGUCCAUGGGUUUGGGAGUGUUUCUGUCCGAUUACGAACGCUGUCCAGUGUGAAGAUUUGAGUCAGUUAUGGAAAGAGUCCAAAGCCGACAACUAGAGCUCUUAGAUGGAGGACUAGUUGAAGAAUGUGCUAGCAAGGAUAUUAUGGGAGUCCACGCAUAUGUGAAUGCUGUGUGGAUAGGGUAAUGCGGGAAGACGUCUUCGGUUCAGAAAUUCGGUCAAUCACCCGAACCAGGAUGGUAAGAACUACUUAUGGGGUUUGGGAGGAACCGGAAUCGUUGUCGCUGAGGCAAUAUAAUUGGGAGAAUGGUAUUCGGGGAAGCACAUUGCCAGGUCCUAGCUAGCUAUCUCAUCUAUAUGUGCAACAACCUAGGAUUCAAAGGUCUAUCC